This is a messenger RNA of Triticum urartu, 758 nucleotides long. RefSeq lists its product as uncharacterized. Lineage: Eukaryota; Viridiplantae; Streptophyta; Magnoliopsida; Poales; Poaceae. The record is from RefSeq and is a predicted model, not a curated record.
UAACAACUCAUUCAUUACAUUUCGUUCGCGCUCGCACCCGGGGAAGGCCGCAACCGGCAACCCCGCCACCGGCAAAGCACCCACCCACCAGCGUCCAGGGCAGCAUCUAAAGACAGAGCCUCACCGUGGCGAAAGAACAACAAAGGACCUGGAGUAGAGCUGUGGACUGAGCCGAGCUAGCUAGCCACCGAUGGGGCUCCACCUGCUGGUGGCGUUCGCGGCGGCGAGGGGCUUCGCGCAGGUGCUCCACGUCUCGGUGCGGUUGCUGUGGCCGCUCAACACCUGGCUGCCGCUCGCCUGCCACAUGCCAGAGGCCUGCGCAGUCGUCUGCGGCGCGCUCGCCGCCCACCUCGCCUGGCUGCGCCGCGCCUACGCGCGCGGCGGCACCGUCUGGGGCCUCCGAAGCCGCGACGACUACGACGUCCUCCGCCAGGCGCUGCUGGACGUCUUCUACUGACCGAGUGCAGGCAGAGCGCCGCCCGGUGGUGGCGCUCGCUGCUUCCAUUGCUGUGGCGUAGGAAAUUCAUGGUUUAGACGCUGUUUCAGCUUAUUCUAUUGGUUUCUUGUUCACUUGUAUUUACCGAGAUGCGUGGUUUAUAAAUAAUCUGCAAUUGUAAAACUGAUCUGUAAAAAGAGAUGAAUUCUGCUAGAACUGGCGGGUCCUCUGUUUCGGGAUGCUGCAAUCAGCGAUUUCUUCUUAUGAGAUUAUAUUUUUUUUUCUUCUAAAGAUUAAUUCGCGACAGAGUUGUGGGCUUGGA